GCCUACAAAUGUUUCUCAGCUGCAAGCGCUAUGGUUGUUGGGAUGUGUGAAUGUCCAGCAUUCGCCAUAUUGAAUAAAUUGUUUUACAUAGUGGGCUGGACUUUAUGGAACUGGUUUAAAGCGGGGAUUUUGAAAGGAGGUUACUGUCUUUCUUGCACUACCUUUUCAUUUUAAGUGGAUAUGAGAGAUAUGUUGACCAAUACUGCAAUGCUGGCGAUUCGAUCACACUAUCCUCAGAAGUAUUAUGGCAUAACUUCUCCAAUUAGCCUUGCUUAUCCGAAAGAGGAGGAUCAGAUUUUAACUGGUAAUUUAAUUGAAGCCAUGAAGCCUUUUGGUGUAUUUGAAGACAGUGAAGAGCUAAAUCAUAGAUUAGUUGUCCUGGGUAAAUUGAACAGUCUAGUAAAAGAAUGGAUUGCAGAAGUUGGCGAAGGCAAGGUAUUUAAAAAGUAA
Messenger RNA from Protopterus annectens (West African lungfish), 450 nucleotides. RefSeq names its product poly(A) polymerase gamma-like. NCBI's taxonomy places the organism in Eukaryota, Metazoa, Chordata, Ceratodontiformes, Protopteridae. The record is from RefSeq and is a predicted model, not a curated record. Bases 181 to 450 code for a protein of 89 amino acids. Gene Ontology annotation, molecular function: poly(A) RNA polymerase activity. Gene Ontology annotation, cellular component: nucleus. The transcript is spliced from 3 exons.